Molecule: messenger RNA, 1560 nt
Organism: Scaptodrosophila lebanonensis
Lineage: Eukaryota; Metazoa; Arthropoda; Insecta; Diptera; Drosophilidae
Gene: Ahcy
Product: adenosylhomocysteinase
Exons: 3
Coding region: 136-1434 (432 amino acids)
Biological process (GO): L-methionine cycle
Cellular component (GO): cytosol
Molecular function (GO): adenosylhomocysteinase activity
Source: RefSeq, a predicted model, not a curated record
CCGCUAUUUCAGUGGUUGUGGUCUGGCCCGGUGGUACAUUUCGUUGUUCCUUAAGUAGUCCUUUGAGUCUAUUUAAUAACACUGUAACUGAUCCUGUCCUCAUAGAUUGCUUUUAAUUGCACAUAUCUUGUCAAUAUGUCGAAGCCUGCAUACAAAGUUGCCGAUAUCGGACUCGCAGAAUGGGGGCGCAAGGCAAUCAUCAUUGCAGAGAACGAAAUGCCCGGGUUGAUGGCGUGCCGCAAAAAAUACGGCCCAUCAAAGAUCCUGAAAGGUGCUCGCAUCACCGGCUGCUUACACAUGACCGUACAGACAGCAGUGCUCAUCGAGACGCUAGUGGAGCUGGGCGCCGAGGUUCAAUGGUCCAGUUGCAACAUCUUCAGUACGCAGGAUCAUGCUGCGGCAGCCAUUGCAGCCACUGGUGUGCCCGUGUAUGCAUGGAAGGGUGAAACCGAUGAGGAAUAUCUGUGGUGCAUUGAGCAGACACUGGUUUUCCCCGAUGGCCAGCCACUGAACAUGAUUCUGGACGAUGGUGGUGAUCUGACAAAUCUGGUGCAUGAACGCUUCCCGCAAUAUCUGAAAGGCAUUAAGGGACUCAGCGAAGAGACGACGACAGGUGUGCAUAAUCUCUACAAGAUGUUUAAGGAAGGACGUCUUGGAGUACCCGCAAUUAAUGUGAACGAUUCAGUGACCAAGAGCAAAUUUGACAAUCUCUAUGGCUGUCGUGAAUCGCUUAUCGAUGGUAUUAAGCGGGCCACCGAUGUUAUGAUUGCCGGCAAGGUUUGCUGCGUCGCGGGCUACGGCGAUGUAGGCAAGGGUUGUGCCCAGGCACUCAAAGGAUUCGGCGGCCGUGUUAUCAUAACUGAAAUCGAUCCUAUUAAUGCACUACAGGCGGCCAUGGAAGGGUACGAGGUGACCACAAUGGAGGAGGCCAGCAAGGAGGCAUCUAUUUAUGUGACCACCACUGGCUGCAGGGACAUUAUUACCGCCGAUCACUUUUUGAAUAUGCCCGAGGAUGCUAUUGUCUGCAACAUUGGACAUUUUGACUGCGAGAUCGACAUCAGCUGGCUAAAUGCGAAUGCCAAGGAGAAGGUGAACGUGAAGCCGCAAGUUGACCGCUAUACCAUGUCCAAUGGUCGCCAUUUGAUUGUGCUGGCCGAAGGUCGUUUGGUUAAUUUGGGUUGUGCCCACGGACAUCCCAGCUUUGUUAUGUCCAACUCCUUCACUAACCAGGUGCUCGCACAAAUCGAGCUGUGGACCAAAUCGGCACAAUAUGCCGUUGGUGUACAUGUUCUACCCAAGCUUCUGGAUGAAGAGGUAGCUAGCUUACACUUGGAGCAGCUGGGCGUGAAGCUUACCAAGCUGACAGAUGUCCAGUCUGCAUAUCUAGGCGUGCCAAAGACGGGGCCAUUUAAACCCGACCACUACAGGUACUGAAUGAGAGCUGCUACAUCUUUGUAUAUGCAAGCGCAUACAUACAUACAUAUAAAUGUAUACGAAUAUUUUUGUACGUGUGUAUGGGGGUAUAAAAUAAAAAUUGCACCAGACCUGCAUUUUGUGUAA